This is a messenger RNA of Perca fluviatilis (European perch), 3304 nucleotides long. It is a transcript of the gene parga, whose product is annotated as poly (ADP-ribose) glycohydrolase a. Gene Ontology annotation, biological process: nucleotide-sugar metabolic process; carbohydrate metabolic process; ATP generation from poly-ADP-D-ribose. Gene Ontology annotation, molecular function: poly(ADP-ribose) glycohydrolase activity. The record is from RefSeq and is a predicted model, not a curated record. Gene Ontology annotation, cellular component: cytoplasm; nucleus. The transcript is spliced from 18 exons. The coding region runs from base 222 to 2534 and encodes 770 amino acids. Lineage: Eukaryota; Metazoa; Chordata; Actinopteri; Perciformes; Percidae.
UGGUCCCGAUUUUCCUGCCGUCACGGUGCAGCAGCUGCCUGCAACAACGAAGUGACAGUAAACCGGACGAUAUCAUGAGUGAUAAUGGUGAUAUGUUCAGGGGAGAAAUAGUUGUAUAUGAAAAUAAAUAAAUAAUUAUGUAAUGCAUCUAACUCAGAAUUCUUACACAAAGAAGGGCAUGCUUCAGCUGUUGUUGAUUCAUCUUGUCUGACCAGUCGAAGAUGGAUGAAGGGGUGGAUACUCAAAGAAGUAUGGCUGCUGAAAUCAAGCCAGAGGAUGUAAAGAAUGAUGUUCCAACAACAAACUUAACAGAUGGAACUCUUUGUGUACCACAAAAGAGUGACACUUUUAAAGACUGUGCAAUAACGGAGAACAUGCAAGAUGACGUAGCAUCUCAGACUUCGAUGGACUGUGGUUCUGCAGGUGGGCUGGAUGAAUCUGUUCUUACAGGCAGCAGAAAUAACACAGCCCCUACAUCCUGUUCUAAUGGACAGAAAUCUAAGAGGUCCACUUCACCUGGUCCUCACCCUGUUAAAACAACUGGUGUUGCCGCACACGCUCCAAAUCCAAAACUCACUCUCUGUCUUAGUAAUAGUCCUAAGAAGGGUGUCAGUACACCCAGUGAUGUGGAGAUGCUGAGUCCGGACAGCCCCAUCUGUAAAACCCUGUUCGUGACAAGCUCAGACAAGGAUUUAGAUGGCAGUGCUUGUGCAGAGGACUCUGGCUUUGCAAAGGAAUCACAGCAGUUUGUCAAAGACUCUGAUUCUGGAUGUUUGGUCAAAGAAAAAGUCAAUCUGGUUGCCAUGGGAACAGAGGAUGCUGAGGUAGCUCAGUACAGUCACUGUGGUUCAUCUGAUAUGAGCCAGGACUUAAUUGGAAGCCAGUCAGGUGCUCUUUUCGAAAGAGUUUCAUUCGCAUUUCAUAACAUGGACAGAGGAUGGCUGGGGACACCCAUAGAUGAGCUGAACAGAAUGCCCCAGUGUGCUCCCCCUCUGUCUCACCUGAAAGCAGCGCCUCACCACACUGUCACAGUCCGAACAGAUCUCCUCAGAGAGGGAGAGGUCCCUGUUCCAUACCCCGGCAAGUUCAAAGAUGCGUGGGAUGAUGUGUUUGUGAAGAUGCCCUGCUCUGAGAAGAAUCUGUUUCCUAUGGAGACUGAGGAUGGAGGUGGUGUCCAAAGUCGGUGGGAGCUGAUCCGCACUGCCUUGCAGGGAGGGUUCAAAAGUUCUCUGGAUGUGAGGGAUGCUAUAUUGAGAUACAACAUAGCCCAUGCAAAGAAAUGGGACUUCACUGCCCUAAACCUUCUUUGCACAGAGUAUCUUGAGCAUUCUGAACUACAACACCUGUUUGAGAUCGUACUGCCAGCUAUGGUUGACCUUGCACUCCGUGCUCCUGUCCUCUGCACAAUGCCAAUUCCCCUACUGAAGUCAAGGAUGAACCACUCCCUGACUCUGUCUCAGGAGCAAAUAGCAUGUCUUCUGGCCAACGCCUUCUUCUGCACUUUCCCUCGACGCAACUCCCGCAAGUCGGAGUACUGCAAUUAUCCUGAGAUCAACUUCUACAGGUUAUUUGAUGGUUCUUCACCAAGAAAAAUUGAGAAAUUGAGAACUCUGCUGUGUUACUUCAGGAGAGUUACACAGACGAAGCCCAAGGGUCUUGUUACAUUCACAAGACAAAUGCUGAACAAUCCUCCAAACUGGGAAAGUUCCCAGACUCCGCUGAAGCGCCUACACAUCACUUGUGAGGGGACGAUUGAGGAUGAUGGAUAUGGGAUGCUGCAGGUGGACUUUGCAAACAGGCUUGUAGGUGGUGGAGUAACAGGACAUGGACUGGUCCAGGAAGAGAUUAGGUUCCUCAUCAACACUGAACUCAUUGUCUCUCGCCUCUUUACUGAAGCUUUGGAACACAAUGAAUGCCUCAUCGUCACAGGCACUGAACAGUACAGUAAAUACACUGGCUAUGCUGAGAGUUACAAAUGGAAGACCAGCCACAAGGACGAGACUGCCAGGGACGACUGGCAGCGACGCUGUACGGAGAUUGUGGCCAUUGAUGCUCUCAAAUUCAGGCACUUCCUAGAGCAGUUUCUCCCUGAAAAGAUAACCAGAGAACUAAACAAGGCAUAUUGUGGAUUCUUCCGAAAUAAAGCCAACAGCAAGCACCUCUCUGCAGUAGCCACAGGCAACUGGGGUUGUGGAGCUUUUGGUGGAGACACACGGCUUAAAGCACUGAUUCAGUUGAUGGCUGCAGCAGAGGCCGGGAGAGACUUGGCGUACUUCACAUUUGGAGAUGCUCAGCUUAUGAGAGAUGUUCAUGAAAUACACACUUUCCUCACCGAGAGACAAGUCACCGUCGGGAGGCUGUACAACCUUUUGAACCAGUACUCCAGUUCGGUGUGCAAGAAUUGCCGCACGACUCGACCUGACAUCAGUCUCUACAGUUUCAUCCAUGAGAGAGUCUCUUCCCCCACGCCCGCUGACGCCCCGGACUGUGCUAAGGAUUCUGGGAUGUCCCCUGUAACAUCGGACUCUCAUUAACACGGCUAGAGCUGCAACUUAACCUCCCUCCGCUGUCUCUCCGUGUAAAAGAGACUGCAGGUUCACAAACUUCAAUGUGCUGUCAGCCUUGUGCUUACAAUCACUUUUUGUCUCACACACACUCCCUUUAAGUUUGUGAUCCCAAAACACAAACUACCAAAACACAGUUUUGCCUUUCUCGUUGGUGGUAUUAUAGGAGCCUCGUAGUAUGUCACCAAAUGUGGUGAAAUGUUUCAGAGACUUAUAGCAAUAGUAAAUCCUGGUUGCUGUCAAGCCUUUCUUUAGUUUAAGUGCGAUGUGGAAUUCUUUUGUUUUUACAUUAAUUACACACAUGGCCAAAUAUUCAUCAUAUGCAUGUUUGUGGACACUUUUCAUUAUUAAUAAUCCAGGACAUGAUAAGACAUCCCUAGUUAUCUUGUCCUUUAUUGUGUUUGCUACUUUUUGGAUGAGUUGUCCUCUCUGUUUACCGAACCCAGGCUGUGGUGAGGUUCCUGAAAGCAGAGAGAUAAGAUGUCAUACUGUAGUCUAUGCAUGGGUAACAUUUAUUUAUCAAAUAUUCUACACAUAUAUGCUGCUCUUUUAUAUUCCCUAGGAUGUCAAUGUUUAACACACAUAUAGUCCUUAUUUUCAUAUCAAUAAAUGUUAUCGGUAUAAAGGUGUAGACACAUAUAGCCGACGGGCGACCUUUGACAGAAAACCCCUCGAUAUGAUCAGUCGCGUCCCCGAGGUCCAAAAAACUGCCACAGAACAGACCAAAAAGACGAGAGGAG